UUUACUAAAAGUGUUGCUAUUUUCGAGAUAAUUUGGUAAUGAACUUUUCUGGUGAAGUGAAGAAAAGGAAACAGGAUUUCGAAACUCAACUUCCGUAUCAGAAUCGCAGAGUUUCUUGAAGAUACACUAGAACGUGCCUUGCUGCAUAUCACAUUGUCGAGCAAUAUGGACUAUAUAUAACGUAAAUUUUCAGCAUUUUAUUGCUCGUGACAUAUGUAUCGCUGGAUUUCAUCAGCAGCAGCCAGAAUCCAUUGUUUUAAAAGGAAAUCGACUGUUAAUCUGCUAAGUUUAGAAAGAUUAUGUAACAUAUGUGGCAUAGAACACGUCUCAGCGGAAAACGUGGCAAUUUUGGCGCAUCGCUAACCAAACCGGAAACGAUUCUGAUGCUAAUAAUGAUCAUAAAAUUUCAGUUCAACCUUUCGAGAUUGGAGCUUUCUUCGUUGUCUUUUUGAAUACAAGUUUGAAGAUUUCGCUUCCAGCAAGGUCUCUCACGGUCUUGGUAUUGUCGAAGUCUCGACUCGAAGAGAAAAAAGCCGCAAGAAAACAAUGAAAAUAUUUUAACAAUAUUAAAACCGGAAAAUACUUGAAAUCACCUGACGUACACACAACAGCAUGCAUGUCAUUCUUGCGUCAUGCUCGGUAUUGUGUAUAAAACCGUCAACAACUUCUCUUGCCUAAUUUAGUGUCACCAAAACGUGAGUUUUGUCAGUUGGGUGAGCGGUACGGAAUAUUUCGGCAAGCUAGCCAAGUUUUCCCGAAAGAGAUGGCAGAUCUAAAGCAAAAAAGUGAAGUUUUAAGUGAAAUUCAGCCGCCAAGUGUUAUAAUUACGCCGGCCGAUUCCAGCCAUGUCAGUUCUUCAACAAGCGAGGACGAAAAUGAUAAUCAUUAUAUCGCUUCCAACGGAAGCUUUAUCGAGUCGCAUUCAGAAAACGAGUUUACAAAGGCAAGUAAAAGCCCUUUCCAGCCACCAAGCGAUGAAUUAAAGGAGAAAAUCAGAGGACAAGUUGAGUUUUACAUGAGUGAUGAAAAUUUGACGAAAGAUGCAUUUCUCCUGAAGCACGUUCGUCGUCACAAGGAAGGCUUCGUGAAUUUAAAACUUAUAACAUCGUUUAAGAAGGUUAAAAACAUUACGAAAGACUAUAGAGUUGUUGCCGAGAGCAUUAAGGACUCUGAACUGUUAGUUAUAAACGCCGAAGGCACGAAAAUCCGUCGUAAAAAAGCUUUGCCUGCUGAGUUAGUCGAGCGAAACCCUGGCAGAACCGUUGUGGCGAGAAACUUGCCCUCGGAUGAUCCAAGUGUUGAAAAGGUCGCAGAAAUAUUUUCGAAAUACGGUCCAAUUUCCGUCGUACGUAUCGUGAGAAAUGGUAAGAAUGUCCCGCCCGAGUGUAAACAGCAUUUCUCCAGUCAUCCGGAGCUGGCCAAAGAGGUUUGUGCGAUAGUCGAAUUUGAGACAAUGGCAGCAUCAGCCAGAGCAUGUGCAGAGUUGAAACACAGUGGGGGUGAUAUGAAAGUGAAUGAGCUCCUUCGUGGGCCAAGUAAAAACACCAAAGCCAAGAAUGAUAAAGAGAACCGACCAGAUACCGGCGACUCUGACCACCCAAAGGAUCCAGAUGAAGGGAAAAGUGGGAAACGCAGACGGAAGAAGAAGACACCUAAACGAGACAAGAGAUUGGAUGAACUUGUUAAAGUUUCUGGAGAUGAAGGACAUACAAGUUCCUCUGAUAAUGAGAAUAACUACUCCUCGUUUAGUAGUUACAAGAAACGAUUUUCCAGUUCUCCUGAUGGUCAUAGUCCACGGCUAAGAAGAGCCAAUCAGAGAGCAUCGCCAGGUGUUAGUAGUUCUAGUCCUGUGACAUCCCCUGAGAUGCGUCGUCGAAACCCAGAUGCACCUUGGAGACAGAGUCCAGGUUAUUCAUCAGAUAACAGCAGCCCCAGCCGAAGUCCUGUAGUCCAGCGACGUUUCACAUCGCAAAGUCCUUUGGCUGCAAAUGCGGACCACAAAAUGACACAAAGCUUAGGAGUGUUACGACAACCAAAAGGGCCUGAUGGCACCCGUGGCUUCACAACCGCAGGAAGAGGUCGUAUGGUGGGUGUCAGUGCUUAAAAGAUGAACAUUAAUAAUUUAAUAGUAUAGAAAAGUGACUUUGUAUAAUAUUUAUCUGAUGGUGGUAAAGUUGUGUCUAUAAAGAGAUGGGGCUUGCUUCUGAGUAACUCAGGCCAGCCCAUAGUGAUCAAACCUCUAAAGCUCUGACUGGACUAUGCCAGAUUGAUAUCAAAGCACGUUUUGUAGGUUUCGUAAAACUGAUGACUUUUAAUGACAAAGCAAGCGAAGAUAUUGUUUCUGGUGUAGUUUAAUUGAAGCUUUAUUAUUUAUUCCUCAUUCAAUGUAAAAUAAAAGGAAAUUGUAAAUAGAGAGAGAAGUUUAUUUCAAAGAACUGGAAUGGAGAUAUGUAUCUAUAUGUA
This is a messenger RNA of Dendronephthya gigantea, 2463 nucleotides long. RefSeq names its product la-related protein 6-like. The coding region runs from base 764 to 2104 and encodes 446 amino acids. The record is from RefSeq and is a predicted model, not a curated record. Gene Ontology annotation, biological process: RNA processing. Lineage: Eukaryota; Metazoa; Cnidaria; Anthozoa; Malacalcyonacea; Nephtheidae. Gene Ontology annotation, cellular component: nucleus. Gene Ontology annotation, molecular function: mRNA binding. The transcript has a single exon.